AUGAGCACCACUACUGCUAUUUCGUAUGAUCCCGGAUUCAGCGUCGGCACUAGGUCAGCCUACCCCUCGUGGCCAGGGGUGGAUUCUGGGAGUAGCCUGGUGCCGCCGGAGUAUGGAGCGUAUGGGUCUGACGCCGGCUACACCCCGCCGAGCGGAUCCAGAUCAGUCACAGCGAGCCCGCCGAGGAUUGGCCUCACUCCUGAGCAGCGAGAAUUGAAGCGUCAGCAUGAUCAAGCGAGGCACAACGCUAAGCUUCAGAUUCGUGGAAGGAGGAUGGAGAGUCCGGCUUCAUCAGUUUACUCACCUCCGGCAACUUUGGGGGAUUUGACCACGAGCACAACUGCACUACCCGUUUACACCACAGCACCCGCUCAGCUUCCAUUACUCUCUGAACCUCCUACUCAGUACAUGGGGCCAUACAACCAACCAACACCGAGCAUGUAUGCCACACCUUACUCUCCUCCACAGAACACAUACCUGGAUUACACCAGCUAUCCCCCACCGGCAGCCCCAAGUCUUCCAUCACAGCAGUACGGUCUUGGAGUCUAUCACCCAGUUGCUCAACCAUAUCCGGCUGUGACUAAUGCAAAUGCCGCCGUUGCAGCCGCAGCAGCAGCUGCUGCUGCAGGAAGCCAGAGUCAGCAAAACCAGACUAAUGGGACUUCGGGCCUUGGGUCGACGACGCCACAAAACGGCCAACCCACGGAGUCUGCCAACUCCAGGUAA
Molecule: messenger RNA, 726 nt
Organism: Thermochaetoides thermophila DSM 1495
Lineage: Eukaryota; Fungi; Ascomycota; Sordariomycetes; Sordariales; Chaetomiaceae
Exons: 5
Coding region: 1-726 (241 amino acids)
Source: RefSeq, a predicted model, not a curated record